Messenger RNA from Oenanthe melanoleuca, 2286 nucleotides. It is a transcript of the gene IRF8, whose product is annotated as interferon regulatory factor 8. NCBI's taxonomy places the organism in Eukaryota, Metazoa, Chordata, Aves, Passeriformes, Muscicapidae. Gene Ontology annotation, biological process: regulation of transcription by RNA polymerase II; immune system process. Bases 37 to 1317 code for a protein of 426 amino acids. The transcript has 10 exons. Gene Ontology annotation, cellular component: nucleus. The record is from RefSeq and is a predicted model, not a curated record. Gene Ontology annotation, molecular function: protein binding; RNA polymerase II cis-regulatory region sequence-specific DNA binding; DNA-binding transcription factor activity, RNA polymerase II-specific.
GAGAGGGACCUGCAGCGGGAGCGGCUGGGAAACAGGAUGUGUGACCGCAGCGGCGGGCGGCGCCUGCGGCAGUGGCUCAUCGAGCAGAUCGACAGCGAGCUCUACCCGGGGCUGGUCUGGGAGAACGAGCACAAGUCCAUGUUCCGCAUCCCCUGGAAGCACGCCGGCAAGCAGGACUACAACCAGGAGGUGGAUGCUUCUAUUUUCAAGGCCUGGGCUGUUUUCAAAGGCAAGUUCAAGGAAGGUGACAAAGCUGAGCCGGCCACGUGGAAGACGCGGCUCCGCUGCGCCCUGAACAAGAGCCCUGACUUUGAGGAGGUGACAGACAGGUCCCAGCUGGACAUCUCUGAGCCCUACAAGGUUUACAGGAUCGUGCCAGAGGAGGAGCAGAAGUGCAAGGCAGGGAUUGCCAGUGGGAGCAGCCUGAAUGAUGUCACAGAGAUGGACUGCAGCUCCUCUGCCAUCGAUGACCUCAUCAAAGAGCCCUCCUGUGUGGAUGAAUACCUGGGGAUCAUCAAGAGGAGCCCCUCACCCCCCCAGGAGACCUGCAGGAACCCCCCCAUCCCCGACUGGUGGGUGCAGCAGCCCAGCCCUGCAUUGCCCCUGAUGAAUGGAUACUCCAGCUAUGAGCAGUACCACUCAGGUUAUUCCCAGAUGGUGAUCAGCUUCUACUACAGCGGGAGGCUGGUGGGCCACGUCAGCACCUCGUGCUCUGAGGGCUGCAGGAUCUCCCUGGGGCAGCCCUCGGGCCAGGGGGAGAAGCUGUGUGCCCCCGACGCCCUGGAGCUCGUGCGCUUCCCCUCGGCCGACGCCGUCCCCACCGAGCGCCAGAGGCACAUCACCAGGAAGCUCUUUGGCCACCUGGACAAGGGUGUCCUCCUGCACAGCAACAAGCAGGGCAUCUUCAUCAAGAGGCUGUGCCAGGGCAGGGUCUUCUGGAGUGGCAACACCAUGGCCUACAAGGACAGACCCAACAAACUGGACCGGGAGGAUGUGGUGAAGAUCUUUGACACCAAUUUGUUCUUCAGAGAGCUGCAGCAGUACUACAACAACCAGGGCCGCUUCCCAGACAGCAGAGUGAUGCUGUGCUUCGGGGAGGAGUUCCCAGAUGCUGUGCCACUGAGGUGCAAACUCAUCCUUGUCCAGGUGGAGCAGCUGUACCUGAGGCAGGUGGUGGACGAGGCUGGGAAGAGCUGCAGCUCCAGCCCCAUGCUGCCCAUGGCUGAGGAGCCCCAGCACGAGCAGGGCUACCGGAUCUUCCAGGACGUGUGCCCGACGCGGCCGCUCUUCCGAGAGAGCCAGCAGAUCGCAGUCUGACAGUCUGAGCCUGCUCCUCCUGCUGGGCUCAGCACACCAUCAGUCCCAUCAGUCCCUUUUCACCCCCACCUUUUUUAUUUUUUUUAAUUUUUUUUUAAUUUUUUUUUUUUUUUUUUUGGCUCAUGAAAGCUGAGCUUCGUUCUUUGCCGUUUCCAGUGGUUCGAUGUUCAGUGUUUGUCCUCCAAGCAAUUUAUGAUAAAAGAUAAAAGUGACUUUUCUAGUGCCAGGACUGUCUGUAGCUCAUGAGGGGACAAGGAAGGUCAGGGCUGGCUUUGCUUUGUGUUGCCUUUGUUAAUGGCCAGUCAAGCAGAACCAAAAAUCAACAGCUGUAACCACCUGCCCCAACAAUCUGCAGCUCAGACCUUGCUGAGAGAAGCAGUUUGAUAGGAGGGGACUCUUGGAAAAGCCUUAGAAUGCUCAAAUUUAGGAAAUGAUAUCCAGGAAUCAGCUUUCCCCCUUCAAAGAGCCCUGCUGAUGGAAGGCAGGGUGUGCCUCUUGAAGAGAACUCCUGAAAUUCCUCUUUAUUUUUGCUGUGAGAUUUAUGUGUUUCUCUUUCAUGCCAAAGUGGAUUGAAAUUUGCAAACCAAUGCAGAGAUCCUAUGUGUAAAUAUUGAAUAUGAAAACUUAAUAGGAAUCUUAAUUUUUCCUGACCAGAGCCAGAGUUUAUAUAAAUAUAGAGAAUUCUAAUUUUUCAAGAUUUGCAGCAGUGUGAGUAGCUUGGCUCACCCUCCCAAACACACGUGUGGGGCUCUCCCAAGCGUGUCCAGGCAGCAUCAUCCAUGUGUAAAUCCUCAUUUUCACAGCCCCUGUGUGUGCCCCCAGCUCUGGGGAGCUGCUGGUGCCUCCCAGAGCAGGACUGCACACCUGUGUGUGCCACCAAAGCUGCCUAUUUAUUGUGUGCCUAAGGUUUAUUCAUUUUUUUGGGGUAAAUUUUUAUAUCUCCCUGCAAUUAAAGUGCUAUGUUUUGUA